Molecule: messenger RNA, 1225 nt
Organism: Spodoptera exigua (beet armyworm)
Lineage: Eukaryota; Metazoa; Arthropoda; Insecta; Lepidoptera; Noctuidae
Source: the annotation of a GenBank genome assembly
CAGCCCGCUGCUCGCUGUUACCAUAGCGCUGCACAGCAGCGCGCGCAUUGCGUUCCGUUUUUAAAUUCUCGUUAUUUUUUUUUUUACUAAAAAUAAUAUUCUAUGGAGUGUUUUUUUUAGUUGUGCUGUGAAUGUGAUAAUGUGUGUAAUGAAGUGCGGAAUAUUAUUGAUUUUUAUUUUAAUUUUUACGGAAUUUGUAUCUCAUGCGGAUGGCGAUCUUGCAUCCAUGAUUGAUUUUCGAUACUUUCGAUGCGUUAUGAAGAGAGAGUGGAAGUGUCCAGACAGUGAAAUUAAUUUCUUCAUGUAUACGCCAGAAUAUCCACACAAACACUUCAUAGAUCCACGAUAUCCGGAACUGCUUCACGAUUUCGGAUGGAAGAAUACAAGAAAGAAUGUCCUCAUCAUCCACGGCUUCAACGGCACAUAUUCCAAAACUCCAAUGACUUUUAUCAGAGAUGCUUACCUUUCUCGCAAGGAUUACAACGUGUUCAUGGUGGAUUGGUCGGUGCUCACACGGUUUCCCUGUUACCUUUCUGCUCUGUCUAAUAUGAAGAAGACAGCCCAGUGCACAGCUCAGCUCUAUUCAGCUAUCACUCAAGCUGGAGGUCUGGCGAAGAUGACCACCUGUGUGGGACACUCACUAGGAGCUCACAUCUGCGGCAUGAUCUCCAACCAUCUCACUGAGAAACAGUACAAAAUUGUUGGUCUAGAUCCAGGAAGACCAUUAGUAUCAGCGUAUGGAUCUCGUCAGUUCAGGCUGGGCAGAGAUGAUGCCUACGUGGUUCAUGUAUUACAUACUAACGCCGGUUUCCUUGGAGAAGAUGGUCAAGUUGGCCAUGCUGAUUUCUGUAUCAAUGGUGGAAGGUUACAGCCUGGCUGCAAGGGACAUGUUAUGCGAAUAGCCCGUUGCAGUCACUUCAUGGCGGCAUGUUACUUUUCGGCGAGUGUGAGGAAAAGAAGACGUCUGGUCGGUAUACCAUGUGACAGCACAUGUCCCAAGGAACGAGGACAUUGGGGCAUCCGAUUCGAUAGGAAAGCUGUGGUGCUUGGCGAAGAAGUUCCUGAUACGGCUCGAGGGAUGUACUGUGUUAGCUUCGAACACAACGAAGAUUGUCCCUUCGACUGAAUUCUGAUACGAAAUCAGACAGUAUAUUCUUACAUCAGCUUCAAGCUGGUGCAAAGUGAAGGGUAUUUUUAUGUAGUACGUACACAAAUCCAAAGCCGC